Messenger RNA from Cinara cedri, 987 nucleotides. The record is from the annotation of a GenBank genome assembly. NCBI's taxonomy places the organism in Eukaryota, Metazoa, Arthropoda, Insecta, Hemiptera, Aphididae.
AUGGCUGAAAACGUAUCAAAUUUAGAUCAAAAACAAAUGGAAAUAGAACUUACAAGGAGAGGGCUUAUUACUUCAGGAACGCUAUCCAAAUUAAGGACUAGACUCUUACAAUAUCUCAUGGGCGAAUCUAUACCCACUGAUUUUACGAAAUAUAAAACACCUACUUCCAACCAAGCAAAUAACAAUGAAAAUACCAUAAAAAUGACUAGUAAAAAACCAUAUUUCAAACCCGGAACAUUCUCGGGACUAAAUUGGGAAAAUUUUGACUCUUUUAUUAAUAAAUAUAAUAUGUCUGCAUCAAUUAAUGACUGGUCUGAAGAAGACAAAAUUCGAUAUUUCCCGGGUUUUCUAGAAGGUACCGCAUUGAAAGCAUAUGAAAAUAUACCAGAUAACAGUAACAUAAAAACUAAAUGGUCAAAUUUAGAAAAACAUUUUCGAAUACAAUUUGAACCUACCGCCUUAAUUGACAUUCUUCGUUCUCAAUUAGAAAAAAGGAAACAACUAGAUGACGAAAAACCCAUCACAUAUAUAACUGACAUAGAAUAUCUAUGCAGACGUGUUGACCCCUUAAUGAAACAACAGGAAAUAAUACGCAAUAUUAUGAAGGGCCUUAAAUCAAAUAUUAUUAGAUAUGUAGGUUUUAUGGACAACAAUACCGUAGAAAAUCUUAAAUUUAAUAUUCAGAAAUUUGAAAAAAUUGAAUUUAUGGCGAGCGGUAGUCUAUGCGAUCAAUCACCAUUAAAAAAUAAGGAAUCUAUAUUUAAAGAAGAAAUUUUUAAAAUUAAUGAAACUAUAAAAACAUUAAAAGAAAAUAAUGAGAAACUAAUAAAAGAUUUACAAAAUUCAACUAUGACCGAAAAUAUUAAUAAAAUAACAAGUCAAUUUAACGAUAAAUUUAAUACUCUUAGCGAACAGUUUAAAUCACAAAACACUCAACAACCAAAAAACACUCAAAAUUUCAGAAAUAAUAAUAAUACUGCGCGCUAA